Messenger RNA from Clupea harengus (Atlantic herring), 1102 nucleotides. It is a transcript of the gene cldng, whose product is annotated as claudin g. Gene Ontology annotation, cellular component: membrane; bicellular tight junction. Gene Ontology annotation, molecular function: structural molecule activity. Lineage: Eukaryota; Metazoa; Chordata; Actinopteri; Clupeiformes; Clupeidae. The record is from RefSeq and is a predicted model, not a curated record.
UGUGUUGUGCCCGUGUUCCUGUGUUGUGCCUGUGUUGUGCCCGCGCUCCUGUUCCUGUGUUGUGCCCGUGCCGCGCUCCUGUUCCUGUGUUGUGCCCGCGUUCCUGUGCUGUGCCCGUGCUCCUGUUCCUGUGUUGUGCUCGCGCUCCUGUUCCUGUGUUGUGCCCGUGCCGCGCUCCUGUUCCUGUGUUGUGCCCGCGUUCCUGUGCUGUGCCCGUGCUCCUGUUCCUGUGCUGUGCCCGUGCUCCUGUUCCUGUGCUGUGCCCGUGCUCCGUGCCAAGCCAUGUCUGUGGGCCUGCAGAUCCUUGGCGUGGCGCUGGGGAUGUUUGGGUGGCUGGGGGCCAUCGUGUCCUGCGUCCUGCCCCUGUGGCGGGUGACUGCCUUCAUCGGGAACAACAUCGUGACGGCACAGGUCAUGUGGGAGGGCCUGUGGAUGAACUGUGUGGUGCAGAGCACGGGUCAGAUGCAGUGUAAGGUCUACGACUCCAUGCUGGCCCUGCCCCAGGAGCUGCAGGCGUCCCGCGCCAUCCUGGUCAUCGCCGUCCUGCUGUCCGCUGUGGCGCUGCUCGCCAGCCUCGCCGGAGGGAAGUGCACCACCUGCCUGGAGGAGGGCUCCGGGAAGGCCAGGGUUGCCACGGUUGCCGGCGCGUUGCUGGUGAUUGGCGGGCUGCUGUGUUUGAUCCCGCCCAGCUGGUCAGCCCACCAGGUUAUUCGGGACUUCUACAACCCCCUGGUGGCCUCGUCACAGAAGCGCGAGCUGGGGGCCGCCCUCUUCGUCUGCUGGGGCUCUGCCGCCCUGCUGCUCAUCGGCGGGGGGCUCGUCUGCGCCUCCUGCCCCCUCAGGAGUGGUGCCAUGGGGGUCGGUGGCAACCGCUACAAACUCACCUCCCCGACCUCCGGGCAGAGCGAACGCUUGGCCUACGUCUGAGGUCCACAUGGGACACACACCGCAUGCGCUCUCGAUGUUUGUGUUGAGUACUCUUGUUUUAAUGUUAUAUGUUUAUUGAGUAAACUGUUUAUUUUGUGUUUGUUGUUUUGUUUAUGCAAAUUUGUGUGACCCCAUUUAAGUAACUGAAUAAAACAUUUAUUUUUUAAAUACAAAA